This is a messenger RNA of Triticum turgidum subsp. durum (durum wheat), 540 nucleotides long. NCBI's taxonomy places the organism in Eukaryota, Viridiplantae, Streptophyta, Magnoliopsida, Poales, Poaceae. The record is from the annotation of a GenBank genome assembly.
AUGGCGCCUCCCGCCGCCGGCGACACCCCACCUCCACCCCCUCCUCCGGCGGCCGCAGAGAGCAGCGCCAGCACCGAGGAGGAGUCGCGCUGGAUCGCAGCCCUCUCCGAGCCCGAGCUCGUCAGUUUUAAUGGUGCCGCAGUGGUGGUGGUGGUGGUGCAGGAUUUGCUCAUCAGCCUGAAGAUGCUGGCCGUGAAGCGGGCGGAGACGGCCGGCCGCCCCAACCUCGCCAACGCCUUCGACCUGCGCACGCUGCGGGCCCUCGGUGUUGUUUUGCUGGAAGAUUUCAAACAGCGGCUAAGAGAAGAAACCUCACUCGAUGCAACCGGCCUUGAUAGACUUGUGCUAUCGAGGGAUCCUGUUACGGAUGUUGGUGCCGGUAGUAGCAGUAGUGAUUCCGAGGUGUUCAGGCGGCACAGCAAAGAUCAGCCACUAAAGCCAAGUGGUGUCAAGAGGAAACGAAAGCAGACGCAUGAUGUGCGUCAUGGAGAGGCUGUCCAAAGGGACAAGAAAAGAAGAAAAACGAGCGAGAGGAGAUAG